Molecule: messenger RNA, 2727 nt
Organism: Nematocida major
Lineage: Eukaryota; Fungi; Microsporidia
Exons: 1
Coding region: 1-2727 (908 amino acids)
Source: RefSeq, a predicted model, not a curated record
AUGCAUAAGCAUCUGAUUAUAGUAGAGCUGUUCCUCUUUUUUGCGCAUGGAAAGCUCUCUUUUAAGCAGCUGGAGUAUCUUCAAAUAUGCAGGAUACAAAGCAAUGACGAUUUUAUUUAUAUAAACCCCAGUGGCUCGCUGAACUUCCUGCAUGCAUAUAUGCACGGAAAGAAUGGGCACAUGCACAACGUGCGGCUCUUUUCCUCUGAAAUAAACACGUUCCACAGCCUGGAUAUUGACCCAAGCAGAAAAGACCAAUUAGCUAGAGACAGAUACCUGUAUGAUCGGUUGCCAGAGAAAGACAUAGUGCAUAACCACGACAAAUUAGACAUAUACACCCGGAGAGUUUCCAUGUAUACGAGCAUCAUUAAAAUGUUUCCCUCGGAGAAUGGGGUUUUGUCGAUAGACUCCAGAAUGUUGGAUUCCUUCACAGGGUUUCUUCGCGCGGUCCCCAAUCAGAGGUCUGUACAUCAACUUCUUGCAGCACUUCUGCUUCUGAGCGAGGGCGUUGAAUUGGACCUUCGGGCAACAUGCACUAUGAUUUGCCUGUACCAAGUAGACGGAAGUCAUGUAUUCACACUGAAGGAGGUCGAUUCCAACACGGAGUUUGAUGAAGAAUGCCAGGAAGUAGACUCCUAUGGGCUGAACAACGUCAGCACGUGCGUGCAUUUCUUCAUGAGCGACCUGAAAGAGAGAGAGCCCCCGAAAACUACGGAGGAGUAUAUGAAGGGCGAGUUUCUAAGCACUCCCUGGUUUAUCAUACAGUCGUACAUAUACGAGUAUAUAGAAAGCGUGCACGCUGCAAAGGAAGUUGUCACGAGUGCCCACGAGAUUCUGGAAGACAUCAUUUCAAAGAAGCCAAGCAGUGAACAAGAGAGUUCCAAUCUGGAGGUGGCAAAGCGCGUGCAUCAAAAGCUUUUUGUUUCUUCGAUAAAGCUGAAGGAGUACAACGAGUUGUGUAUUAUCAAAAAGAUCAACCAACGUGUGAAUGAGUUCAGGUCUUUCCCGUUUUCAAACUUCAACCAGCUUCCUGUAUGCACAAAAAUCCCAGAGUACUUUCAAGAGCUGGGAGCGCACUCACUUGCAGAUCAGUCGAACUUCUUCAUAAAUCACGCGGAGAAUGCGCUGUACACUCUCAUGUGCUGUCUCCUAUACAGCCAAAGAUCUGGAAAAUACUCUAUGGAAAGACUUCCAGACGCUGGCUCAAACAUAGCUUUAAAAAGGUUUUUGGCGCAGCAGAAUCCGUGCCCUGUCGAAGUUGUGGAUUUUGACCUUCACAAGGAGUGGAAUGCGGUGGUUUCCGACCUCCCGAACCCAAACAUCAGAUACAUGCGGAAAAGCAGAAACCAGCUUUGCUGUGGAGUGCUAAACAUACUUCUAGCUCUUGCUGAAAUCACAGGCAAUAGUAGCACCCAAGAAAGCACUAUUCUUGAGUUCAAGAAUGGCCUAAUGGUGGAAGAUGAGCCUCCCCGGGGGUUUUACUUGGCCUUAGAGGACUGUGUGGUAUACCUGCUCAAAAAGCAUCUUGUAAGCAACAGCAUCGAAAUAGAGUGUGUGGGAUUUAGAAAGGGCAUUGACCAAAGCGGAGAGUGUGAUGUUUUUGGAGAAAUCCACAUCAAAUACAGCGCAAGGUUCGAUGAAGACAUUCUUGCGAUCAAAGUUGGAAUGGAGAGUAUAAGCAGUGAAUUCAUAAAACGAGAAAUCACACUGCCUGAUUUCUCGUUGAGCAGCCUCCAAAGCUUAACACAGCAGUGCAAGGAGCAAGGCAGUUUUCUGGGUCUUCUAUCCUGGCAGUAUGCGAAUGGAAUUGGAAAAAACGCCCGUGAGGUUGAGUCCGAUCUGCUGUCGUCCGUCAAAGAAGUUCUACACAGUUCCGAGAAAGACAGAAUAGACGCGAUAUUUGUCCUAAAGAAAAUAGAAGGCUUAAAAUACAAAAAACUUCUCGUGGACUUCUCUGUAGGAUACAGCGCAAACUAUUGGGGGAUUGAGAAAGACCCGUGCAUAAGCACGACUCAAUUGGUGCGCCUUGCUCUAAACGUACUUGGAAGCACGGCAUUGGAUAACCCGAAGAUUCAGAAAAUGUUUCUUUCUGUUUUAAUACACACAAACAGGUAUGCGUGUAUACUGACGAGGCUAAACAUUUCUGAAGCUGAAUACAGCCACUUGUUUGACGAUCCUAGCGUGUUCAUGGAUGUUUUGGUUUUUGCCUCGACCAACACGCUGUGCAAUGUCCUUUGGGUUAUGCUGGAGUCUUCUAUAAUGAAGGAAAGGCACUCCUACGACCCGAAUAACCCGAAAACGCCGUUGCGUCACUAUAUGAACAUGCAAGACAUCGGGCUAGGCCUGCUUAAUAACAGUGCCAGGGAAAUAACACACAGGCGCCCAACACUGAAGGAAUACUGCCCAAAGAAAGAGCGCGCCUUCUACUCCCUGAUAUCACUGGCUCUAUUUGCCUUUGCCUGCGAGUAUAGGAAAGACGACCCAAAAACCAUCAAUGCCCUAUACGACUGCAUUCUGUGCAUUCCCAGUAACGUGCCUUUGGACUUAAAGCAGAAAUACAGUGCUUACAAGAAAAUUGUUCUGCUCUAUAUGCGCAGACAUAUAAAGCUGCUGAAACAAAGAAAGCUAGCGAAAAGAUGGUUUGGUUUUCCCAUUCACAUGAAGCUUUUCAAUGGAAAAGUCUGCGCCUAUAAGUACAAAAAAGUAUGUGACUUCUUUAGUGCAUAG